AUGGCUGACUCAACAUGUGUGGAUGCUCAGGAGGAUCUGACUGAUGAUCAGAUCCAGCAGCUCCUCCUUGAAGCAGAGACUCGACUGCGAGAUUCUAACGCGCUGAGCACCACAACUGAAGAUGCAUCACUUAGGAUUCCAAAAUUGACUCCUGGGUCUUCGCUGGAACCUUACGUCCAUCAGGAAGAUGGUGUUGCUAUUGUCGAUGCUGCGAAGAUCACUGACCAAAAACAGAAGGAGUUGUCCAACUCUCUUCGGUCGGUUGGUAAUAAGAAAGAGGAUACAGAAAAGCCUACCGCUGGACCUGAGUGGUUCAACCUGCCGAAGACAGUCAUGACGCCAGAACUUAAAAGAGAUCUACAGCUCAUCCGGAUGCGCUCCGUACUGGAUCCUAAGCGUCACUACAAGAAAGAGAAUGGGAAGGCCAAACCUCCCGAAUACUCCCAGGUCGGAACCAUCAUUCAGGGUCCCACCGAGUUCUUCAGCAACCGCAUCACUAAGAAGGAUCGCAAGAAGAACUUCGUUGAAGAAACGUUGGCUCUUGAGCGUGACACCAAGCGUUUCCAGUCCAAGUACAGGGACAUACAAGCCAAGAAGUCAAGUGGAAAGAAGUCUUUCUACAAGGACCUGCAGGCAAAGAGAAGCCGGAAGAACAAGUGA
Messenger RNA from Penicillium bovifimosum, 660 nucleotides. Its product is annotated as Fcf2 domain-containing protein. Gene Ontology annotation, biological process: RNA processing. The record is from RefSeq and is a predicted model, not a curated record. Gene Ontology annotation, cellular component: nucleolus. NCBI's taxonomy places the organism in Eukaryota, Fungi, Ascomycota, Eurotiomycetes, Eurotiales, Aspergillaceae. Gene Ontology annotation, molecular function: RNA binding. The transcript has 3 exons. The coding region runs from base 1 to 660 and encodes 219 amino acids.